CUGCUCCCAGAUCUCCGCUGGCGCAUUGUCUCCCAGCUGGAGCCUGUUGCAGGUGGUGAGGGCACGCCUCCCAGCCGGGCAGGAGGCGUGGGCAUGGAGCUGGCCGCCGUCGCCAAGCCCCGGGCCCGCGCCGCUGCCUAGGGCGACCCGAGGGACGCUGCCUAGGGCGCGGCUCCGGGGACCCGUGCGGCCUAUCACGGCCCGGCGCUGCGCGGAUGGCCCUGCUCCUGCGGCCGGUGCUCGCCGUCCUUCUUCUCCUCCUGACCGCCGCUUUCAGGUGCCAGGAGCAGGCCCAGACCACCGACUGGAGAGCCUCCCUGAAGACCAUCCGGAACGGCGUUCACAAGAUAGACACGUACCUGAACGCCGCCUUGGACCUCCUGGGAGGCGAGGACGGGCUCUGCCAGUAUAAGUGCAAUGACGGAUCUAAGCCUUUUCCACGUUAUGGAUAUAAACCCUCCCCGCCGAAUGGAUGUGGCUCCCCACUGUUUGGUGUUCAUCUUAACAUUGGCAUCCCUUCCUUGACAAAGUGCUGCAACCAACACGACAGGUGCUAUGAGACCUGCGGCAAAAGCAAAAACGACUGUGAUGAGGAGUUUCAGUAUUGCCUCUCCAAGAUUUGCCGAGAUGUGCAGAAAACACUAGGGCUAACUCAGCAUGUGCAGGCAUGUGAAACCACCGUGGAGCUCUUGUUUGACAGCGUUAUACAUUUAGGCUGUAAGCCGUACCUGGACAGCCAACGAGCCGCCUGUAGCUGUCGCUACGAAGAAAAAACUGAUCUUUAAAGAAGAUGCUGACAGGUGGUGACAGCAGAUGAGGACAGAAGAACAUAACCUUUGACCAAGAGCUAAUGCUUUCACAGCAUAAAGCUGCCUUAUUUUUGUGAAAGGAUUAUUUUAAGACCUUAUUUUGACAUUAAAACUUCAAACUAAAGAAACAAAUACAGGUUAUCUUCCUGGAUGUUGCCUUAGUGUGCCAUAUUGUCUUGACAAUCACAGAAAGAGGUGCAUGUGAAGGGAGAAUAUUUUAAAAGAGUAACUCAAUUUUCACAACUGUAUUUAUCAAAAAAUAAGGUCAAAUGUAAAAUUCAUUAUAAGGUAUGUUCAACAGUAUCUUAUUUGGAAAUAUGGGGAAAUCUUCACUUAAAAGUAUGUUUACUGUAAAAUUUAAAAUAUACAUUUAUGCC
Messenger RNA from Kogia breviceps (pygmy sperm whale), 1186 nucleotides. It is a transcript of the gene PLA2G12A, whose product is annotated as phospholipase A2 group XIIA. Gene Ontology annotation, cellular component: extracellular region. NCBI's taxonomy places the organism in Eukaryota, Metazoa, Chordata, Mammalia, Artiodactyla, Physeteridae. Gene Ontology annotation, biological process: phospholipid metabolic process; arachidonate secretion; lipid catabolic process. The record is from RefSeq and is a predicted model, not a curated record. Gene Ontology annotation, molecular function: A2-type glycerophospholipase activity; calcium ion binding.